This is a messenger RNA of Cimex lectularius (bed bug), 4596 nucleotides long. Its product is annotated as serine/threonine-protein phosphatase 6 regulatory ankyrin repeat subunit B-like. The transcript has 9 exons. Gene Ontology annotation, molecular function: protein binding. The record is from RefSeq and is a predicted model, not a curated record. The coding region runs from base 615 to 2321 and encodes 568 amino acids. NCBI's taxonomy places the organism in Eukaryota, Metazoa, Arthropoda, Insecta, Hemiptera, Cimicidae. Gene Ontology annotation, cellular component: cytoplasm.
UGCCUUCAAUCCAUCGCCUGCUGUCGGAGGGUCCACAUCUCGGAUUUCUUUGUCAACUCUCCCGAAGUAUUGUGCAAUGUACUCUUCUACUUGUGGAGUCGUGGUUCGUGAACAUCAUCUUCACUCGCCUCAUUUUUACACGACGGGUUGUCACUUGCAUCGUUUAAUGUCCUUUCGAACAUUUUACUCCCGACCGCAUGGCCCCGGAUCGUUCAUCGUCUUUCCUUCUCCUAGUAUCAUCCCCUGCGUACUCCCCUAUAGUUCUAUGUUAUUUCCAGUAUAACCUUUUUCUCUUUUUUAAAUUAUCCUUCCAUUCCUGAAAAUCUAUUCAUCCCCUGAGACAGCCACGCAAUGUCAUUUCUGCUGCUGACUUUAGACCGGUACACUGUCCUAUUUACCACCGAGAAGAAAAUAUCUUUCGCCUUGAGAACUUCAUAUUAAAUCACCGUUCAUCUUCAAGACUACAGGACAUCCCACAAAAACAGUUCGACGGGUUUCAGUCGCAGCCCGAAGGAGAUAAAUCUAUACGAAGGGUUGUCAAAUUGGGUGAAAGCAUAAUUCACUCAGGGAAAUCAGAGUUGUCGACAGCCGCCUCCAAUGGUGAUAUCGAAUUGAUGAAGCGCCUGCUGAACUCCGCUGAGAGUCAUGAAGAAGUGCCAAAGAACAACAAAAAUAAGUUUGGGAGCAAAAUUAAAUGGAGAAAAGAGAUGUCCACUGCGAACCACGGUUACUUCGUUGUUGUCCAUGACAGUGACACUUCUACUACCUCCGACAAGUCCUUUCAGGAUAAAAAUCAAAACCAGGAACUAUCCUGCUUGAAAAGGCACGGCUCUGAAGAGACGACUACACCCGAGGGAAUGGACAAGCUCGAGUGGGAUAUGGAACUGGAGCAGUCAGUUGAAAACCCAGUUGAACAAGAUCAAGAUGAUGUAUGGUCUAGUCAGUAUCGAUGGUAUGCAAAAAUACUCGCCAGAAUUACUCAGAAUGUUGAGUACACUCCUUCAAAUUCAACAAAAUGUUCCAAUGUGAAUGACGUCAAUUUCCAAGAUCAGAUGGGUCGGUGUGCUAUUCAUUAUGCAGCAGAUGCUGGUCAUCUAGCGGCAGUUAAACUCCUACUGAAAUCAGGUUCAAAGGUGGAUGUCAGUGAUCUUGACAACUUAACCCCACUACAUUUGGCAGCAAAUCGUGGUGCAUUACCAGUGGUUCAAGCUCUUCUUGAGCAUGGCGCUCUAGUUGAUAAACGGUCCACAGAUAAAUUAACCCCUCUUCAUUAUGCAUCUUCCCGGGGUCAUACGGAUGUUGUAAUGACUCUUAUUAAAUUCCGGGCCAGUUUGGAUUCACUCGACAGCGGUGACCGGACGCCUUUAGCCUUAGCUGCAUCGAGAGAUCUAUACCAUGUUGUUAAAGUGUUAGUGGAAUCAGGUGCUAAAGUCAAUAUAGAAGAUGUAAAAGGGUAUACAUCACUGUGUGAAGCUGUUUGGCACAAGAAUGUCCCAAUGACACAACUAUUGCUUGACUAUGGAGCAAAACUUACCCCGACUCCGUACCUCCUGCACUAUGCAAUUCUUCAUAGGCACUUGGAAAUGGUUAAGGUUCUCUUAAAUGCUGGUGCGAUUGUAAAUAUAAGAGAUGACAGAGGUUCGACUCCUCUUAUUGUAGCUGUUAAAACAGCUCAACCUGAAAUUAUAAAACUUUUAUUAAACUAUGGUGCAUAUGUGGAUUUUUGUGGUGGGCUUUCUUGGAAAACACCAUUAAUAACAGCCAUUGAAAAUAAAGAAAAUCCUGACUUAAGAGUAAUUCCAGAGCUAAUAGAAGGGGGUGCUAAUAUUGAUAAAUCGUGCUGGUCUCUGACCCCUGUGGCAACAGCACUUUUAUUGGAGAAGAUAGAUGUGACUGUAAUGCUUUUAGCUUAUGGUGCAUCCUUAGACAUAGUUGAAGAUGGUAGCUCAGAUCCAAUGAACUUUGCUCGAUCCAUUAACAGUGUACAUUCUGUUCGUGCAAUGACAUAUGUCGGUAUUAACAGGUAUGACCUACGCAAAUGUGAUGACAUUAUCUUCAAUUAUGAUGCCUUGCAACAUGCAGCAAACUCGAUAUUGUCUUGCUCUGCCGGUGUGCACGAAUGGCUGCUUUAUCUCAAAUUUAAUCCAUUGAGACUCACCGAAAUAUCAAGGAUAGCAGUCCGUUUGCUGAAACCGCAAGAGAUGCUCAUGCCAAAAUUUGUUUCUUCGUUAGGACUUCCAUCAGUACUUGUAAACUACCUUAUGUUGUCUGACAUCCGGAUAAUUCCAGGCAUUAAUGGUCCAAGUGUUAGAUUACAGUGAGACAUUUCAAACAAUGGCUACAAUCGAGGUAACAUGUAUUAAUAUUAAAUUUUUGAAUUGACAAAAUGAUGUUAUCAAUGGAUCAGCGUCCAUUAAAUUCAGCGUAGAGUUGUUGUAACAAUGAGUAAAAGGUUUAUUUUAAAAGCAACUUAGAAGAAACUUAGAUUUCUAUUCACUAAUUUUUGCCUUGUUGGCUAAGGUCAUUUUCUCGAGGUCAUUACUAAUGAAAAUGGAAAAGUUAUAUUCAUCCCUUAUGCAACUGUCCGAUUACAGUUAGUGCAAUUACCAGGGCUCAGUAAAAAGGUGUUUGCUAUGUUAGAUCAUUUACAAGAAAAUUAGUCACUAUAUAUCAAUAUUUAUCAAAAUAUAAAGUUACACAGUUUAAUGCAACCAUGUAUAUUUCAAGGAGAAAAAGGAAAAACAGAAUAAUUUAACUUUGUGAGUAAUAUAACAGUAUAAAUUCUUUAAACAGUAAUUCAAUUAAGUGAUAGUGGAAUGAAUAUAACUAAUAACAUAUAACUAACUCUUCUCUCUGUGCAUCUUUGUAUUGAAUUCACUGACUUAAGCGGCCCAUAUACGCUCAAUACUAUUGCACAAUAUUUUGACGGAGGCCCUACACUGUACAAUAUUUUGAUUUGUGCAAUAAAUUGUAUCGUAUGCAGGCAAUAUUGAUGGUUGUGCAAUAUAUUGCACAAUUGCGAGCACAGAUGUACAACCUUCAAGGCAAUAUAUUGUGCAAUUAGUUCCAACCAGAAUUUCAUGUAGUGAAGUCAUGUUGAGUGAUAUUGAUUUGUGUUGUGUGAUUAUUGCUGUGGGGGGUGCCAGUGCGAAAAAGAAGUAGAGCUUGCAAAAAGGCAGGAAAUGGACCAAACAGUGGCUAAUUGAUAGGGAAAAGUACACCCACGAAAAAUUACUUAAUGAACUGAGAGUGUCUGAACCAGAUGACUUUCGCAACUUUUUACGGAUGAACGGCGAAAUAUUCGAUGAACUGCUCGCUUUGGUUACUCCUCAAAUUGAGAAAAAUGACACUAUCAUGCAUGAUGCUAUUCCUGCAAGUCAACGGUUAUCCAUAACCCUACGAUAUCCGUUUUAGUUCUUUUUGGAAGUUUGUUCUCAAAGAAUUAAUUUUUUUCACUACUUCUUGUUUAUCAGCCUCCGGAUAUUUUUCGCGGUAUUUUUCUAACAACACUUCAUACUGCUCCCCCUUCUUCGCACGAUUAGUAUAAUCUUUACACUUCACAUCCCACAGAGCUGGAAGGCCACGAUAAACGUCAAUCAAUUCGAAAAUGAAUUGCCUAUCAGCUUCCUUGGCAGCCAUGACGACGCGUACUCUACCAUGUGUUGAUACUGACUGAUGGGAUAUUGCGCAAUAUUGCCUACAGACGGCACAACCUUUUCCCGUUUGCACAAUAUAUUUUCAAGGAUUUGAAUUUAGCACAAUAUAUUGCACAACCUUUCAAUUUCGACUACACACAAUCAACUAUAUUGCGCAAUAAUAUAGCCACUUUAGUGUGUGUUUGUAACUUUUUAAAAAUUGAGCUGAUCAUUGUAAUGAUAACUAAGCUAUAAGGGGAUUGAAAAUUGUUAUGAAAUCAUAAUAAAAUGCCUAAUACAUCAAAUAGAUUGACCUUAAACUCCCAGAUGUUAGAUAUGUAGUUUUCAAAUUCUCUCCGGCCUUUCAAAUGUUUGGUUUGAAUGAGAAAAUUUUUCCCUCGUAUAAUAUUUCUAAGCAUAAUUUCUGGCAGAUGUUUUAGAACUAUUCAAGUCUUCCGAGAAAGUGAUCACAGUAUGAAACUUAGCAGAGUUGUGCUUAGUAGGUUUUGACAUUUUUAAAAAGAUAUUUUCAUUAUAAAUGAAAGACUCAUCAUUUAUUUCUGAAAACUUGUAAUCAUUUGUAACCCCGGGGUCCGGGAAGAAGAGGUAUGGGCUAAAUGAAUCGCGCUAAUUUCUAAUGCUAUUUUAUUCAACAGAACUAUGCAAUUUACAAUCAAGCGUCUUCUUAUGAACUACUUAUAGGUAAUUAAAACUCGGCAAAAGGGGGGAAGCUGGAUAGAACUACUAGGGUCUUAACAGGAAAUGAUUGGCGCCACCACUCUUAUCAAUACAGGCACUCACCGCUUAUUCCUGCCACGAGGAGAGUCCACCACAUCACACAAAUUUUAUUUCGAACUGUUCCCUCUGACUUCUCGACGUCUACUGACCCCUAUUGUUUCCGUUCACCCGAGGCCGGGUUGCUGACAUAGCACCUAGGUCCCCCUUUUGCCGACACUGUUUC